Messenger RNA from Eurytemora carolleeae, 1878 nucleotides. RefSeq lists its product as uncharacterized. Bases 85 to 1089 code for a protein of 334 amino acids. The record is from RefSeq and is a predicted model, not a curated record. The transcript has 9 exons. Lineage: Eukaryota; Metazoa; Arthropoda; Copepoda; Calanoida; Temoridae.
AGAAAAAAAAGAGUUAAAGCAUGGUGGGUUACAUUUAGAAAAUGAAUGAAUAGACUGCCUUCUGGCAGAUAUUAAGGUUUUCUCAUGGUUACUCUAGGAUUUCUUCUGGUUUUUGGAAAUUUGUUCAGAUGUUUAACCAGCUUGAAACUGAAUAUGGUUGGUGUUCAACCAUCCAAGCUAAUUAUUGGACAAAAUGGGAAGAUUCAGUGCAAAUAUAAUCUGGAAGGAGCAGAUCUUUAUUCUCUAAAAUGGUAUAAGAAUGGAGUUGAGUUCUAUCGCUAUAUGCCUGGACAAGAAAGAAAAAUUACAGUGUAUGAUGCUCCUGGAGUCACUAUUGAUCUGCAGUACAGUAACAAAUAUGAGCUGCAUCUUCGGUCCAUCAUUCUGGAGAGUGCAGGGACUUACAGAUGUGAGGUAUCAACAGAAGCUCCUGAUUUUAACACUCUGUCUGAAGUAGUACAGGUUGAUGUCAUCUCACUGCCCCGGGGACCUAAAAUAUCAGGUUUAGAAGCAGCAUAUUCUCCUGGUGAUCUAAUCAGAGCUAACUGUACUGCUCUCAACUCUCUACCACCAGCCUCUCUAAUCUGGUAUAUUAACAAGGAACCUGUUACUUCAACUCCUCGCAACAAUAGAUCUUUGGCCUACUUCCCCUCCUCUAUCCAGCAACAACCAGUUUCAUUCCUUCAAACAUCAGAGGAGAACAACCUUACAUCAUCAACACUAGAGGCCGUAUUCACGCUCAAGCUCAGUCAUUUCCAGGAUGGAAAACUUAAAUUGAAAUGUACAGCCUUCCUCGAUGAAAUUUUUAUGCGAAGUGAAGAGGUUAGCGUAGAACAGAUUCAACCCCAGUCGACCAUGUUCAGUUCCAGAGACGAAUAUGUACCGCUGGCCCCAACAAGAGACAUAUACAGGCCAAAAGGAUCCCUAGCAGAUUUUCAACCAAGUGAAAACGUGAGAACUGUAAGUGGUGCUGUGAUAGCUAUGGAUCCUAAGAAUCCAUUUCAUGAUCUACUUAACUCAAAAUCACAGCUGAUAAUUAGCCUCACUACCAUAAUUGUUUGCAGUAGUUUCAGCAUUAUUCUAUUUUAAUGCUAAACUUCUUCAUGUACUUACUGCUUUUGAUGUCAAAGUUAAAUUCUUCAAUCUUGCUAAAAUGAGUAAACUUUAAAAACUUUUUUUUACAUUCUUAAAAUAUUCUCCUUAUGAAAAGUUUUUUGUGUAUUUUUAUUUAUUUGUUUGUAAUGCUUAGAAUGAAUAAGGAAAUAAUAUGUUCAACAAAACUAUGUAUUAAAGCUUUUUUUAAUCCUUUAUAUUUCUAUCUGAUAUUUCUGAAAUUAUCUAAAACCCCUUUUUUGUACAAAAAUAAUCAAAAUAAUUCAGAACGUUAAAGAUUUAAUAGCCAACAAAUAAAGCUUAUAUAAUAAAGCUUUUUUUCUCAAUUAUAAAAAUUAGCUUUUUUAUCAAAAGUGAAAGGACCAAAAAAUUUACAUUUCAAUAUCAGCAUUCUAAACUUACUGUUUUCCUAACCAAUUUAAAGGUAAUAUUUAACAUAACAUAAAUACUGCUCUGGAUAAAAAGGUUGUAUUUAUCUUGAAUGCUUCAAAAACUAAUUCUUAAUUUAAUUUAAUGAAUGAGUUUUGAUUAUAUUUAGCAUUGAGCAUAUUUUUCUAAGCAUCAAAAGUUCAUAAGAAUCUCUUUAUUUUAAAAGUGAAAUUUUCAUAAGGUAUGUAAAAAUGUUGGCACUGACCAAAUUAUAAAAAUUAUUUUUUGUUGUGACUUUUGAGUUUUUGUCUUCCGUGUUCUGUCAAAGAAAAAAUUGUCAGACAUUUUUCAGAUUUUUGUGGAAUCUUACAAUAGCCAAAAAAAAUUCGAAUGUUU